Messenger RNA from Phoenix dactylifera (date palm), 1271 nucleotides. NCBI's taxonomy places the organism in Eukaryota, Viridiplantae, Streptophyta, Magnoliopsida, Arecales, Arecaceae. The record is from RefSeq and is a predicted model, not a curated record.
AUGGACAGACUCGGUGAUCUGCCUGAUCCAAUCCUUGCUCUCAUAUUUGGGAAACUACCCUUCAAAGAAGGUGCAAGAACAACAAUCCUUGGUAAGAGAUACAGAAGCAUCUGGCCAUGCUCUUCAAAUAUUGAACUCGAUGAGACGGCCUUUACUCUUGAUAACAUGCGCCACCGGUUAAGGUGUGAUGGCCGCCACUCCCUUGCCAAAGGGAUCAAGAAGACAGGCCGGCAAGCCUUCGUCAACUAUGCAUGCCGCUUCUUUGCAAGAUACCAUGAGCCAAAAAUUCAGAGCUUUCGCCUUCAUUUCUCUAAACCUCGCAGGUAUGACCUAGAAGUUAAUAAUUGGAUCAAAUUUAUUGCCAAACGGCAUAUCGAAGAGCUUGAGGUGGAUUUUUUGGACAGUGAUAAAGUUGGUUGGGAUGCUUCUGGGUUUAAUCGCGGUGAGUUUCCCCAUGAUGUCUAUGAAAUGUGUCGUUCAUUACACACCUUGAAACUAUUAUGCUGUGAGUUCCAACCCGAUCGGUUUAGCGCAUUCACUGCCCUUAGGAUGCUUUACAUAGAACGUGUCGAUUUAGACUCAGAGACACUUGUGGUCUUGAUGGCAAAUAGCCGAUGUCUGAAAGACCUAUCAUUGGUGGAGAUGAAGGUAACGGGUCUUAUCAAAAUCAUAGAUAAGAAUCAGUCACUAACUACCUUGUACUUCCGGGAUUGCAUGCCAUCAAAUAUGGGAUACAUCAUUGAAACACCGAAACUAAACAGAUUUAGCUAUAUUGGAGAUUUAGAUCCUAUCGAAUUUAGAGACCUACCAAGUCUCCAGGAAGUAGAGUUCAACUUUAGUACAGGGGCACCGUUCCAACCUGAUGGUGAUGCUAUAUGCAAUGAUCUUCUUCCUGGAGUUCGCAAUGCCAAAUCGUUGACCGUAUGCAGCUAUUUCCUUCAGGUCGUAACUAGUGGAGUGAGCAAAUUCCAGUUACAAGAACCAAUCAAUGGUCUAAGGCAUCUGGAUCUUUUUUCAGCAGAAUUGCAUCAGGAUGAACUACCAGGAGUUGCCUUCUUGCUAAGAAGUUAUAUUGACUUGGAAACCCUCACGAUUGAACUAGGAGAGAAAACUGAAAUCGAAGAUUAUGAAUAUCCCUAUGAAACAGUCCUAAAUGGUCGAGCAUUCUGGGAGUCUUUAACCUCACAGCCAUUCCUUUGCCUUCAGAACCAUCUUAAGACAGUGAAGAUCGAAGGAUUUACUGCUGAAGAAAAUGAAGUUGAGUUUUUAAG